Serinus canaria (Common canary) is the source of this 2094-nucleotide messenger RNA. RefSeq names its product SRY-box transcription factor 8 (gene SOX8). Gene Ontology annotation, biological process: morphogenesis of an epithelium; neural crest cell development; enteric nervous system development. The transcript is spliced from 3 exons. Gene Ontology annotation, molecular function: RNA polymerase II cis-regulatory region sequence-specific DNA binding; DNA-binding transcription factor activity, RNA polymerase II-specific. The coding region runs from base 1 to 1413 and encodes 470 amino acids. NCBI's taxonomy places the organism in Eukaryota, Metazoa, Chordata, Aves, Passeriformes, Fringillidae. The record is from RefSeq and is a predicted model, not a curated record. Gene Ontology annotation, cellular component: nucleus.
AUGCUCAACAUGACCGAGGAGCACGACAAAGCGCUGGAGGCUCCGUGCAGCCCCGCGGGCACCACCAGCUCCAUGUCCCACGUGGACUCGGACUCGGACUCGCCGCUCUCCCCCGCCGGCUCCGAGGGGCUGGGCUGCGCCCCCGCUCCCGCCCCGCGCCCGCCGGGCGCCGCCGCGCUGGGGGCCAAGGUGGACGCGGCCGAGGUGGACGAGCGCUUCCCCGCCUGCAUCCGCGACGCCGUCUCGCAGGUGCUCAAGGGCUACGACUGGAGCCUGGUGCCCAUGCCCGUCCGCGGCAACGGAUCGCUCAAAGCCAAGCCGCACGUCAAGCGGCCCAUGAACGCCUUCAUGGUGUGGGCGCAGGCCGCCCGCAGGAAGCUGGCGGACCAGUACCCGCAUCUGCACAACGCCGAGCUCAGCAAGACCCUGGGCAAGCUCUGGCGUUUACUGAGCGAGAACGAGAAACGUCCCUUUGUGGAGGAAGCCGAGCGGCUCAGGGUGCAGCACAAAAAGGAUCACCCGGAUUACAAAUACCAGCCCCGGAGGAGGAAAAGCGUCAAAGCCGGGCAGAGCGACUCGGACUCGGGGGCAGAGCUCAGCCACCACGCCGGCACCCAGCUCUACAAGGCCGACACGGGGCUGGGGGGCAUGGCUGACUCCCACCACCACGGGGAGCACGCAGGCCAACCCCACGGACCCCCCACGCCGCCCACCACCCCCAAAACCGACCUGCACCACGGCAGCAAGCAGGAGCUGAAGCACGAGGGCCGGCGCCUGGUGGAGAGCGGCCGCCAGAACAUCGACUUCAGCAACGUGGACAUCUCGGAGCUCAGCAGCGAGGUCAUCAACAACAUGGAGACCUUCGACGUGCACGAGUUCGACCAGUACCUGCCCCUGAACGGCCACGCGGCGCUGCCGGCCGAGCACGGCGCCGCCGCCGCCUCCUCCUACGGCGCCUCGUACGCGCACUCGGGCGCGGCCGCCCAGGUGUGGACUCACAAGAGCCCGGCCGCGGCCUCGCCGGCGGCGCCCGAGCCGGGCCAGCAGCAGCGGCCUCACAUCAAGACGGAGCAGCUGAGCCCCAGCCACUACAGCGAGCAGCCCCACGGCUCCCCGGCGCACUCCGACUCCUACGGCUCCUACGGCGGCCAGGCCUGCGCCACCUCGGCCGCCCCGGCCGCCACCGCCGCCGCCUCCUUCUCCAGCUCCCAGUGCGACUACACGGACCUGCAGAGCUCCAACUACUACAACCCCUACCCCGGCUACGCCUCCAGCCUCUACCAGUACCCCUACUUCCAUUCCUCGCGCCGCCCCUACGCCACCCCCAUCCUCAACGGGCUCUCCAUCCCGCCGGCGCACAGCCCCACCGCCAACUGGGAGCAGCCCGUCUACACCACGCUGACCCGGCCUUAAAGGAUUCCCGGAGCCUCCCGAGGCUCCCCUGGAAUUAUGCACUAAUGAAGGAAUGAGGAGGAAGAGCGUGGAGUGUUCCAAAGUGCCUCCUGAGCCGCUGGGAACUUUCUGCUGGUCGCCACCUUGCUUCGAAACUCCCCCCGAAUGGACAGAGCUCUAUUUUUAUUUGUUUUUUUAUUUUAUUUUCUUUGAUUCGUAGGGUUCAAGUAAUUCAAAAAACUAAAAAAAAAAAAAAACCAAACAAACAGAGGACAGAAAAUUAAAUAAAAAAAAAAGCAAGAGAGGUAAAAAUAAAAACAAAAGGAAAAGGAGCGGCGAUGCCUUUUGAGUAAAUGAAGGACAAAAAGUUGGACUGAGCCGAACUCGCCCGGCCUGGAAGUUUGGCCAAGUGCAAAACGUGGAGAGAGAGAGAGGGGGACACGAGACAACGACAAAAAAGCUGUUUGAGACUUUCAGGGUCUAUUGCAAUGUGAGGAACGGACCAACCUUGAGGGCAGGAACUCACUGGGACCAACAGGGAUGAGCCCUGAAAUCCCAGAAAAAUCCCGUGGGAAGAGUCUGAUGGGACCAACCAAUUCAGUGUCUGAAGUGUUUGUUGAAUUAUUUUUAUUUCUUUUUUUUUUUUUAGUCAGGAGUUCUUCUAAGCAAGGUUUGGCUGUAAUUAACAUUUUGGUUUGGUUU